UCCGGGAGUGGAUAGUGACCAGUAGUGUAUUUUAUUUUAAAUUGUGUUAUGUUCUUAAAAGAUAAUGAAGUCUUGCAUAUUUUAUACAAAUUUAACUAGUUAUUGUUUGUCAGCACCGUUAUAUAUUGCGCCUUUAAGUUAGGCCUGUUCUUCAAUAACAAAUUAUGUAUUAAAAUUAUACUAAACAUGUGCGAUUAUUUAAAAAAUUGACUUAUAACAGCUAUAAUAUGCUUAAAGAAAUGUGCUGCCAUGAUUGAAAUGUAUUGAUACAAGUUUAUGAUGUCUCUCGUCGACUUGGGCAAGCGACUCUUGGAGUCGGCCAAGCUCGGCGAGACAGAAGAGGUUCGAAUAUUAAUGACAAAUGGAGCUCCAUUUACUACUGAUUGGUUAGGAACUUCUCCUUUACAUAUGGCAGCUCAGUAUGGGCAUCUAGCUACGGCUGAAGUUCUAUUGAGAGCUGGUAUAAGUCGAGAUGCAAGAACGAAAGUUGACAGAACUCCUUUGCAUAUUGCUGCUCAAGAAGGUCAUCUGGAUAUUGUUGAACUUUUAAUUAGUCAUGGAGCUGAAGUUGAUGCCCGAGAUAUGCUGAAAAUGACACCUUUGCAUUGGGCAACGGAACGGGGCCAUUAUCAUAUUGUUAAAACAUUGCUCAAAAACUUUGCUGAUGUUCAUGCAGUGAGUAAAUUUGAUAAAACUCCUUUAGAUAUAGCAGAAGAUAAUCAGUACCCAGAUUUAAUAGAAUUACUAAAACAACAUGCAGCUACUCCAGCUAGUGUGAAACCUUUAAAACAGUAUACUGCACUUAAAGCAAAAGUAGUUCCCUUAAAUCAGACAACUGUAAAUUCACCUACUCAGACUAUUAAAACAACUAUACCUCUAAUAAUCAAAUCAGAAGUAGCAUCCACUAUAAAGACAGCUGCUACAAGAACUGUACCAACAGUUCAUACAGUUACUCCAUAUACUCCAGUAACUGAAACAAUCACAGUUAGUGGAACUGCUAAUAGUAAUCCUGUGAAAUCGCCAACUAUUACAAAGCCAGUGUUUCUUCGAGCUAAUUUAGCAAAUAUUCAAAAAGCAGCUGCAGCUAGCACCAGUGGAAAAGCUGCAUCAUCCAGUGCCAGUGAUUCCGAAGAAGGUGAAACAAGUGAGCAAAGUUGUACCAAUGUUCUUGCCACUUUAGCUGCUUUGGCAGAAGCUACUGCUCCUAAUGCAACAAUAUCAACAUCUGAGGCUUUGCAAUGGCUAGAAAUGAACGGUAUUCCUAUGUUACCAACAGAUAACAGUACAGUUGUUGCUUCUGCUUUAGAAGGGGGACAGACUGUGUCUUUGACAGAGGCUGGAAAACUGGCACUGACUUGGGUCAAAGAGCACCAAAAUUUAAACAACUCAGUUGACAUCUCCUCAUCCAUUUCAGAAACUGAAGACACAGUUGUUACAUCUUCAUCCUCCACAACAAGCCAGAAAGUGAUUACCAUUGUGACAGACCAAACUCGUUUACCGUCCAUUAUAUCAUCUCAACAGACACCAAUUGUUGUUCUUAGCAGCCCUACUGUGUCAGCAAAAAGUGCAAGUCCACCACUGAAGAAACUGAAAACAAAUCCAGUAAAAAAAGAGGAAGUUAAUGUUGUUGCAAAUGGGACUGUAACUAACUCGCUUCAUUUGCGGAAGAAUGUGAAUAUACAAUGGCAAAGAUGUGUUCUCUCACUCCAGGCGCCACUUAUAACGAGCGGGGUUGUUGGUAUACUUGCAGAAUCAAAGCCGAGUUUGAAGUUUUCACUGGUACAAAAGUAAACGGUUCUCCUUGCAAAUCAAUUAUAGGCGGUGUGGAUGGAAUGUGUACAAACUCUGCAGUCAUCAAACCCUCAACAGGAGAGAAGACGAGCUUUGAUUCAAGAAUUAUGUAUUAUCUUAUUGUUCUUUGCUGGUGAAAACUUGCAAAUUUUAUUAGAAAGUUUAAGUUAUUAUUGGAGAUCCAUUCCCGAUGCAUUCAUCACUUGCGGGGAAAUAAAACGCUUUUGUCCAGCACUGAAAAGCAUCAGCUGCGGCUACGAUAACUUCAAUAAGUGCUACAACUUCCGACAGACAUGUUCUAUGGAUACCCCUCAGCCACGAGACCUGCGCCAUUAUUCCCGAUGUGUGAUCAGGGACGCUUUAAACUGUAAUUCCAUGUUGCCCGAUGGGAUUUCUGCCUUAAAUCUCCCAAAUCGUGUGCAGUCAUACUUACGAUUAGAAUUUUAACUGUUAUACAGCUAGAGGAAGUUUCAUUUGUAAUACGGAAAAAAAAUAUAUUUACUAAAGUGUGUUU
Molecule: messenger RNA, 2305 nt
Organism: Stegodyphus dumicola
Lineage: Eukaryota; Metazoa; Arthropoda; Arachnida; Araneae; Eresidae
Biological process (GO): positive regulation of transcription by RNA polymerase II
Cellular component (GO): nucleus
Molecular function (GO): protein binding; transcription cis-regulatory region binding
Source: RefSeq, a predicted model, not a curated record